UGGGCAGUGCUGAGCUGUAAUUGGUGGAGAGGUGUGUCGAAAUUCUGACUGAGCGAAAAAGAGAGACGGUAGGUUCAUGAAAGGAAAGAGCGGAGGAGAUCCAGAUAGGCGAGACUGAACCACGUUUCUACCUGCUGCAGGUGAGUUUGUUUAUACUUAUAAACGUGACUGCAGACUGAGAAAGUCAGAGGCUUACAGCAGACAACUCUGUCGGUACGUGGAAAAGGAAACCUGAGCUUUAAGAGCAGAGCAGGAAGAGGCUUCAACAGCCUGUACUGUCAACAUUGCACACACUUAUGGUCAUGAUUUAAAUCUGCUGAAGGCAUGUUGUUAUGAAACGCCACACUUUCUGUAAGUAGCUGAGGGAGGAACACACAGCCGCUCUUCAGAGUUAUAUCAAACUGAGGGGGUCUAACUAGGGAGACCGGGAAUUGUCACUCUUUUAACACUUUUGUAUAUUUCUUUGAAUCAGUACAUCAUAUAUAAGCAAAACGUGUACCAUAUGAAAGACCAAAGUCUCAGGUAUAUAUUUCGUAUUCAUGUCAUUUUCAUAUCUUGUGUCAGUGCAGAGUUAUAAGCAUUAAAGUGGAGAGUGUGAACAUGUGACAUGUUUCCCCACCAUCGGGUAAGUUGUCUCACUAUAUGGGGUAAGAUGUCUCAGUACAUUUUGCAGCUAAUAAAACAAAAUAAUUGUUGUUCUCGUUGUUUUACAUGAAAGUGAGCAUCAAAGUCAGGCACAGAAAAUAUUUAUCAUUGAGCUAGAGAAAGUCAUUGAACAUAGUCAUUGAACAAACGUUAACAUAAGAUAUUAUCAACAUGCUCUGAAGUUUGAAGAGCUGUCUGACUCUGUAUUUUGGCUGAGGUGAAUGUUUUGCAGUACGGUAUGGUAGGGUAUGGUAGUUGACAUUAAAGUCCUUUAUUGUAGUCCAGAUUGAUUUAUUAGCUAGGGUCACCUGCCUGACUGCCCUCAGCAUCACGUCAGGUACUGCACUUCCAUGGUCUGUUUUUCUUUUGUAAUUCCUGACCAUGUCUUCUUGCUUUCUCCCCUCUCCUUUUAACCAAUCUUUUCUCUGUGAAAAUCAAGUCAAAGUUUUAAUAAGACAACUGCUCAUAAGCAGACUCUCUGUGUUAAUUUUAAUCCCUUUCAAACAUGUGACAACUAACCCCAAAAUGACUGAGACAUGUUGCCCCAAACUACAGUGUUUGCUAAUUCGAGCUCUAGCUUAAAGUCCAUAUGUUUCACUGAUAGGCUUUUUAUCUGGAAGAUGCAUAUUUUAAAAUAUAUUAAGUUUUUUUUUUAAUUUUUUUUACUUUGGGUUAUGGAAAUGGUUGGUUGGUGCUCAUCUCAGCUCACAAUUUUCUCUUCUGAGACAGGGCACGACCCCUGAACAUGUAAAGGAAUAAAACGAGUAUUCUACUUUUCAGUUGUGGCCUCUGGCAGCAAAGAUAAUUGCAAUGUGACAACUUACCCAUGUGACAUCAAGCCCCGGUCUCCUCUAUUCACUUAGUGAUGUAGAGAGUUAUCAUUCCAACAUAUGCUGUUUCUGAUUCCUCCAUUCUGGAGCGCUCGCAUUCCUGUUUUUAUAUCUGCUCAUGAAUAAGCUUACAUUAGUCCUGAUGUAUCUGCGAGAGCUACAAAAUCAUAAACUCUGAUAACUUCCAUAUACGACCACAACUCCAAGAAACAGCUGAACCCCAGAGAGAAAAAUUACAAACAUGAUGAGAAUUUGAUAGUUUGUGAAUCAGUCUGUAUUCAGUGAGAAAUGAUGCAAAGUAAGUAUCAGCUAAUACACUUGAUAGUUCUAUGAAAAAUGUCUGCUCAGUCAAGGGUUAGGAUUAGAGCCUUGUUUGGUCUUUUUCUUUGACUCAUUUGUGCAGCACGAUUGCUGUUUGUGCAGUUUUUUGGGGUUAUUGCUGCACAUUUUUGCCCUUGCAACUGUUUCAACAUUUGUGUUGUUUUUAGGACUUUUGCAUGAGCUUUUUAAGUAUUGUCAUUUCUGCAUUUGAGGUGAAUUUCUUGGCUCUUGUUGGACACCAUAUAGGAUUGAUGGCAACAAACUUGUUUUGAAAAGUUGUCAGAGGAUCAACCAAAAAGGGGAAAAUGUUGUGUCAUGUUAACAAACAGAAAGAUUUAGAAGAUCUUUUUUACCAACAGCCAUCAGGCUUUAUAAGUCUUAUGUAAAUAAAAUAUAACUUUUAUAGACAUAUUUCGUGAGACAACAGACAAUUGAAUUUCCCUUCGGGGAUCAUACAUUUCUUUUUCUUCUUCUUAGAAUUAACACAAACUUGAAGUUCCUCAAAGAAGCUUAAAAGAAAUUUUGAGAAUAGGGUGUGGGUAAAUCUUUGAGGGAAAAGCUUUAUGUAGGACUGUAACAACUGGUUUAUAAUGUCUCAAACAAACAUCAGUUUUUGAAACAGUUUAUCCUUUUCUUUUUAAUCUUGGUUACUUUUCAUCAUUUGACUUGACCGCCUCAUGGCAAAGUAUGUUUAUGGUAUGGAGUUCAGUACUUUAAACUGUAAAUCUCUCUUUAAAUCUUAGAACAAAUAAAUUAAAGUUUGGUAAUGUGGUGAUCUGUUGCUGCAAGACAUAGAAAGAGAGAAGUAUCUGUUACAGGACUUUCAUUGAGAUGUUUGAUCACAUUACUCGCCCUACUGUCCAGGUCCAUUACAGCCCCAAGGGGGCACCUAUUUGUGUGUUUUUGAGUCUCAGUUUGACUGUAAAUAGUCAGUUACACAGGCCUUCACUCUGGCUGACAUCAGUGUGGACCUAAAACAGAAACUGAUUUUCUCCUUAUUAAUGGGUCCUCACCAAUGGUGGGAGCUGAGAUGUCAUUACAAAGGACAGUGUUCCUCCUGUCAAUACACUCUUUUUCCUGCAGACUACCUAAAUUAGAGUACCUGUAUCUAAAAUACUUGCCACAACGUGGUAAGGGUCCCUGUGCUCAGCUUGUCCAAUCAGAAAGCUUUGUUACAACUACCUUUUGUAUAAUAAACAUAAAGUAUAGCGGUAAGUUAGACUGAUCUCAGUCUGGUGGCAGUCAGACACCAGUGGUCAAAAGUUCAGGUUGAGUCCUCUUGGGUGUUUCAGGUAAAAAGAUCAGGUGAGUGUGUGUCUCUGUGAGGACAGUAACAGGUGUGUCCUCUGUGUCCUCUGAGAGAUGGGGGGUCAGGCCUCGUCUCCGGUCUCACUGGAGGGCGUCCAUGUGGUGGUGGUAGGCGGGGGGUUUGGAGGCAUCGCAGCGGCUCAGCAGCUGAAGUCUGGAGGCUUCAGUUUCACAUUGAUCGACAUGAGAGACGCUUUCCAUCAUAAUGUGGCUGCACUCAGAGCGUCUGUAAAGCCAGGUACUAACCGCACUCACCUGAGUAUUACACGCUAAAUGCUCUGAAAUGUCAGAUCCCACACAUUUUUAUUAUUUAUUCUUGAUUACUUAUAUUUGUUCUCUGAAACUUUAUUGGAUAUUUCACAUUUUGUGCACACACACACUGAUGAGUGCUCUCCACAUUGAAAAUAGAUUGCAGGCUUUGACCUUUGACCCCUGUUGUUCUACAGGCUUUGCUCAGAGGACCUUUAUCCCGUAUGCUAAGACGUUCGGGGACAGUUUUGUCCAGGGUCAGGUGGUGCGGGUGAACAUGGAAACACAAUCAGUGAUCCUGGAGGGAGGGAAGGUGAGAGCACCUGACUCCGUCUGAAGGGGUGGGACUAAAAAACAAGCUUUAUCACAGGCACGUGUGAGAAUGAUCAACAUAAACACAAAACAUCAUAACCCACCUUGAAGACGGGUCAGUUACACUAACCACUGCUAUUUUUAUAAUUGUAGGUGUUGGGUAUUGGGCUCAGGACCCUCCACUAGGCAGGGCUGUAGCUCAAGUUCAUGUUUACUGGUAUUCUGCUGUGAUGCUUCUCUAUCUGGAUCUAAACAGUCCCAGCUGACAGAUGUUAUGUUGUAGAAAGGUGUGUUAAUGACUGAGUUACAGUGUGUGUUAGAGGAACAACAUAAGGCAUGAACAUGACCUUUGACCCUCCCUGGUCUCCUUGGUUAUCACCAACAUCAUUACUGUGUUAUCUGUAGUAGAGGCUCAAGCAUCUUUCUACAUAAGAUGACAUCUUCCCCCCUUUUUUUUUAGCAACCCAGCCACCAAAUAGAACUGUAAGUCAUUGUAAGGAUGCCUAGCCCAUGUUCACACUUUAAAAAAUGGAAGUUCCACACAAAUGAUCAUUUUGACAAGCUUUACCGGUUGCAGAUCUGGGUGACAGCUUCAUCAUGCCACACGUGUAACGCAGGUGUCACUUAAGUGUAAAAAAGAUUGGUCUGAGACUGUUCAAGUAUAUAUAGUCGCCCACGUUUCCAAACAUUCCGUGCGUCUUGUUGACAGAAAGGAGAGUAUUUGUAGGGUAAUAACAAAGCACAACAUAUUUUGGGAGCCCUAGUGGUGUUAAACACGGGUACAAAGUCCUUGUUGAGGAUAGUUGUUGGAGGCCCAUGGCUCCAGAAAUCUAGCACUAAAGUAUCUGAGGUAUUUGAGUGACACAGCUCCACCACCCCAAAGGCUGACAUGACUGGCUAUAGAAAAUCACCCUAACAGUUAUUAACAAGUUUACACUAUAAACGUCAUGAUUUUAAUGAUAAUACAUUUGACUCUAAUUAUGAAGGGGCUUCAAACUUGUCUUUUGUAAAAUUUAUGUAAGUUUUAUUUUCUUAGAUGUUUUCAAAUUCCGAUUUAUUGAAAUUAAUCUGAGGAUGUGUUGGUCUGAGCUGCAGGAAAUCAAGUUCUCCCACCUCAUUCUCUGCACUGGGACUGAUGGAAACUUCCCAGGCAAGUUCAACACCAUGGCCUCCCACCAGACUGCCAUCCAGACCUACGAAGACUUUGUCAAACAGGUACAACCACAGCACAGGUAUUACCUCAGGGUCAACCCCAGGACAGUUUAAAAAGAAACACCGAAGUAAGCAGUAUUUGUUUGGACAGGAAAUUUUUAUUUUAAGUUUUUUGUUUUUUUUUAAAUUGUGGUUGAUUGUAGUCAUAUUCAGUUUUUCUGUCUUGUGUCUGUCUUGUGUAACUCAGUUUUUAUUUUAGGCUCAUUUUAGUCUGUGUUCAAAUUUAGUCCAGACACUCAGACAGUUUUCUGAUCAUUUUUAUGGAUACAUAUACCCCCUGGUUGUAAAAUUUUGAGUGUAAAGAAAGAGUACCUCAAUAUGUUUGGCCAUCUUGGCUGAACACAAAGUUCAAUGCCUUGAACCUAACUUGAAAAGUGCUAUGAGUCCCAUUUCAUCAACAUUUCAUCUCCAGUACAUAUUUCUUCAUCUAACUGAACUCUGCUACUGUUGAACCCUGAGUCACUUUGCUGAAUGACUCAGGGUCUGAAUAUGAGGCUAAAGAAAUCAAAAAUCAGAUUUUAGUUGGAGGAGGUAGACUUGUACUAUAAAGUUGCUCAGCUCUGGUAAAGACGGCUAACAUAGCACAGUGUGAACACAAUGUUGAUCCCUGGUCCCUCAAAGAAAUCUGAGUGUAAUGAAAAAAACAUUUGAAGAGUUACUGUGUACUAAUGUUAGAUGGUCAUCAAAGAUCCAGGUAUAAAACCAGUACAGGUACCAACACAGGACGGCUAUAGAACAGGUACUGAGAGACAGUCCAGACAUCACUGUUAGUCCUUUUGAUUGUGUGUGUGUGUGUGUGUGUGUGUGUGUGUGUGUGUGUGUGUGUGUGUGUGUGUGUGUGUGUGUGUGUGUGUGUGUGUGUGUGUGUGUGUGUGUGUGUGUGUUUGUUCAUAUUUGUGUGUGUGUGUCUCAGGUGCAGGCAGCAGACUCUGUGUUGGUGGUUGGAGGUGGAUCUACAGGUGUAGAGAUGGCAGCAGAGAUUAAAACAGAGUAUCCAGAGAAGAGGGUGAAGCACACUGAUCUUUGGUUACAGGACACAGUCUCUCUGACCUCUGACCUUUUUAUUCACUGGAGCCUAUUUUACAGUCUACCUCGGCAGUCAGCGCUUAGAUGUCAUGUUAAUUAGGGGCUUGAAUCUGUAAUUAUAGGUUCUCAGAAGUAGGGCUGCAGGAUAUAUCGUUUGAGCAUCAUCAUCGCGUUGUACAUUUGCGCGAUAGUCACAUUGCAGAGCCUGCGAUGUAGAAGGGAAAUAAGCUCAUCUAAUUUCAAGGGUAGCUGACUGAGAUACACUGCAUGUGACUCUGUAUGUGCUGUGCAACGAUCCACCAAUCACAUUCAUUCUUUACUCAGUUGCCAGUCAGACUACCCUGCCAGCCUUAUAUCAAAAUAAGAGAGGAGGAAACCACGCCACUGCACAUGGCCUGCACAUGGAGUGAGUCGCUGGCGCUGUAGGUGUUGUGCCAAGAAAUGCAUGUCCGCCGAAAAUUACUUUCGGAACAUUACUCAUUAUUGUUUAGCCCCACAUAUAAGAACUGUAUGGGUUUUAAGUUGUACAUUUCCGUGGACCACUCCACUAUAAGCAGUGUGCAGUUCUCGGUGGGCAUGCGUUUCUCUGCACAACACCGGUAACAAAAACAACAAUUUCAAAACGAGCAAGGAACAAGAGAAAACCACAGAAAUGAAGAGUUGCUGCCAAAAAGAAGAGGAAAGUCAGUUAUCUGGAAUUAUUUCAGUUAUUAGAAGGAUGAUGUCGACCAAACACGUGUUCUGUGUCGGCAGUGCCUUUCAUCUGUUGCUGCAACGAGAGAUAAGUCCCAGCAUAAUAAAAGCAAGCUAAAAAUAUCUCUGAGACAGACAGAAGUCAUUCUACUUACAUUCACAAAAAGAGGUAAGAUCAGUGCAGGUUAACCUUUCACAUGAUUUCAGCAGUGCAGAAUAACAAAGUCCUAUUCAGUUCAUCUAGUGAAAAUUCCUGUAUUUUUUAAGGGUUGAAAAAAUAUUGCAAUCUUAGUUUUUCCAAUAUCAUGCAGCCCUAGUCAGAAGACAGCUAAAAAAUGUGUGAAUAGGUUGGUUCAUGUAUUUCAAUAGUGAAAGUCUGGAUUCUUUUCAACACUCCUAAUAAAAACAAAAAAGGAGUGAUGCAGCACAGGUGUAACUGCAGCUGCUGUUAAAACUGGUCUCCCUGUGUGCUUCCCUUUUAUCCUGUCUUCACAGGUGUAGAAAAACAAGUGCUCAACCGUUAUUUUUGUCUCCAGGUGAUUCUGAUUCACUCUAGAAUUGCUCUGGCCGACCCAGAGCUGCUGCACAGCGUUAGACAGGAAGCUAAAGUGGUUCUGGUGGAAAAAGGGGUCGAGCUGCUACUGGGUAAGAACAGCUGGCUCUUACCUGUAGACAGGUGUGUGAACUGUCAGGAGCUUAUGCAGCCUGUGUGUUCCAGGUCAGAAGGUGCUCAACAUGUCAGAGCUCGAGUUGAAUGUGACCCGGAAAAACACUGUGGUCACCACGGACAAAGGAACCAGCCUGACCACAGACCUGGUCAUCAGCUGCGUGGGACUGAAGGUCAACUCUGCAGCCUACGCCUCCAGCUUCUGUGAGAACACAUUCAUGUGGAGAACCACAACACUGCAGUCACCUGAAACAACACAACCCCACACACAUCCAGAAAACAGCAAAGUCUUGGACAAAGAUUACUACACCAGAGACUCCGCACAAGUGUGACCAAAUCAAAUCAUAAAGAGAUGGAACUUUAAGAAGUUUGUGGAGCUUUUGCAACAACAUCCCUGUUUAUAGCAAUCUGAGUCUUCAACAGUGAGUCUUUAACUGACUGAGUCUUUAGCUGACUGAGUCUUUAACAGUCUGAGGCCAGCUAUCCACCAGAGGACUUUGAGAAGAUUUGAAAAAGACUUUUGGAAAACUAUCAGCUCACACCUGCUCACAUCUAAAGAGAAGUGUUCAGAGUUUUUUAGUCACAGCCUAGUCUCAGACUGAGAUUUUACAAAGACUGUGAAUCUUGCAGGGUCACUACAACUUGAUUCUUUCAGCAUUCUUUUACAAUUUAGUGUUUCCCACUGGUGGGGAGUCUAUCUGUGGUGGUAGUGUGUGAUUUGAAGGGGGCGCUUCUCAUUCAUUAGCUGUGUAUUCACAUAUAACAACUCGGAACUCGCUAAUGCCAAUACUUGGUACUCGCGCCCCAUGGUGCAGUCCGUGUGCGCUGCAUAAACAGAAACAUACUGAGUCAGAGGUAGCGCAUAAAAAAACUUUAUUGUUGAGCUGUGGCGGGUUCUAUUAGUCAUGGCAAUGUGCCAUUACAUGUAGGGGAAACCCUGCAGAUGAUGUUGAAUAGGCAAAACUGAUCUGCCCACAGCUCCACUAUCCGCACCAGUAAUUCUUCAUACAUUCUUGUUCUUCUUGUUUUGACUGUCAGAUUUCCUUUUCUGCUAAAGCUAAUCUAUUGGUUGUUGGUUGAGUUACAUCAUUGCAACUUGCGAAAAUAUCAAACAUGUUUGAUAUUGAGUCUAGGAAAAGACUGAAAUAAAACAGUGCAGAUUACCGCCUUAAACUUAAUGAUCGAGAUGACAGGAGCACUGUGACACCGCUGUGACUCCACUAAAACUCCAAGAUUUACUUAAAGGGAUAUUCCAGUGUAAAAUUAAUUUAGAGUCAAACACAGUGCAACAAAAAGUUAAGACACCCCCUCCAGAGAUGAAUGUUGACGACCGCUUGCUUCUCUAGUUAUGCCAACUUUAGUAACGACCGCAGGAUAGCAAUACAAGCGGUCUGAGGAGCCAUACACAACCCUUAACCAAAAAGCCACUCUAUAGCCACAACUAAUGCUCAGAACAGCACCUAACUUCAUCAACAGUACAUACAGGGUCCCAGCCAUAGUACUAGCCAUCAAACAUCUUCUUAACUUUGUCUGAUUUCUUUCGCAAAGAGAGUAAACACAACUCACCUACUCUCUUCCAGCAGUUGCUUGUCUGUAGUGAGACCUAAGGCCAAUCCAUAAUGAACUGCAGGGGGGUGACGCAGCUCAAGGAAGAACAUUUGUGAUCAUUUCUUUAUCAUCUCCUUGAAGUAAUUAUCACCAUCAUUUUGCUCUGCAGACGCUGUAGUUCUUCUGCCUUAGCGUCUCUUUCUGAUUGUAGUUCCAUGAAGUAAUGAUUAUAAAUGUUCUUCUUUGAGCUGCGUCACCCCGCUGCAGUCUGUAAUGGAGUGGCCGGAACAUCCCUCAAAGACUUUAAGUUUUUAGUGUUGGACUGUGAAAAUCAUUCAGUGGAAGCCCAGCAUUAGUCUUUAACAGUCUGAGUCUUAAGGGGUGUUCAGACCAAACGUGACCAGGUCACGUCAGGUCGCGGCUGUCCAUAGACUUUGCAUUGGGAGCCGUUGCUGACAUCGCCAAGGUCGCGUUUGGUCUGAACACCCCUUUAAACAGACUGAGUCUUUCAAAGACUGUGUUGUUAAUAGUCUGAUACCGACUCACCUGUGACAGCUGACACACCUGAUACUGACAUAGUGCCCAGUGUUAGUGUCAGGUGUCACUAAGAUAAUUCACAAAUGUUACAGAAUUAUUCAAACUGAUACACAGCAUGUGGCUCUGUGAUCUGCUUUUAUGUAAAUACCCUGUCCUAAUGUGACUCCUCUCUUACUGUUCUUUUUAUCAGGACAGUAAAACCAUGACAUGCAGAGAAAGCAGUAAAAUUUUUCCGCAUCGAGUGAAGUAAUUUGUUCAGUCAGUCAGCAAUAACAUUACUUUCAACAAAGUUCACAUUUAAAAUUAAUGAGUAAUUCAUAGUAAAUACAUUUAGGGAUUAAACUGACUGAAAAGGUGAAGAGGGAUGAUCAGCCUUAUUAUACCCUCUGUAUACCCACAGUACAUACCCAUUACUCCUUUUACUCAGCAUACUGCUAGGAUACUCUCUGAACACUACCUUUAGUUUUAGCAAGUAUACAAAGACAGGAUUCACAGAUUUACAGUUUAUUUCAAUGAAUAAGUAGCUGAAGACACUGCUGAAAAAUACCUUUUUAUCCUAACUUCUCUGUGAAAUUUAAUUUCAACAUACAGUAUUUUAAAUGUACAAAGUGAACAGCCCAUUCUCUCCUUAAAAGGUUGUUUCACAGGUCAGUCAAAGCAUGUCAGUAUGAAAGAAUAAUGACUGUAUAUUGAUGUGAUUAUUUACACUAGAAAUUCAUUACCCAUAAUUGAUCAUACAAACUUUUAAAUGAGGUGUACUCAAACAUUAAUGUAAAGACAGCGUAUUACCAUCAGCAGCAUGAGCUGGAGCUCAUUCUGAACUCUUUUGGUCGAGACUAUUUCCUGGAUGAACCUGCAGAUAAUUUUCAACAUUAGUGAAUUGAUUGAUUUCUUCUUUUUAAAAAUUUGUUUUGGCUCCUUUGAGCCUUUACAGAGAGUAGAGGGCCAUGAAAAGAGUCUGCCACACUCAGCCAUCCACCUGAAGGACCACAGCCCCUGAACUGAACUGAACGUAACGUAUGAUUUAACCAGCAGGUCGAACCAGCUGACUGGUUUAAAACUGUGAACAUGAGAAGAAAUUUAGCCCUCGGAGCUCAGAGUGACUUUUUAAAAACUGGAUUUGUCCAACAAACAGAGUAGACCUCUGAAUUGUAAAUAAUUGAAAAUGAUAUUUCUAAUAAAUGUCAAGAUUAAUAUUUGAUAUGACAUAUAUGCACUCCUUGGUGGGAGCACCACCCAUUAUUUAAACGGUAACACAUUGAAACCGUGGACAACAAAAGAGUAAAUACAUGUAUAUGAACUUCAUCAGGAUUAAUAAUGGAAUUUAUAUGCUCACAUUCAGAUUAUUCAAUGACAUUAUAACCACCUAAUGGUUAAAAAUACUAUAUCAAUUAUUAAAAUCUAAACUCAACAUUUGUUAUGAUUCAAUAAUUUCAACUCUGUAAAGUUCAUGAAACAGUCUUGUGGAUCUAAAAAAUAUAGAAUGAAGGAUUUACUCUUUCAGAGUGAUAGCUUGGCUUGUGGAGCACCUAGAAAAACAGGACACGUCUCAUAUUAACACAAAUUUCAUGAUUAGACAGAUUAGUACAUCACUGAACGCAAAAGUCACUAUCAGUCAUUUUGAUCUUUCACCAAAGGAAUGCAGUUUUUAUCAGUACAUGGUCAAGCAGGGUUUUACGACAGAGGUUUGGUGGUCAGCGUCCUGCUCCUCUGACCUAUCCUUAGCCUCUGUAUGUUCACACACUUUACGACAGUAAAUCUCAAAUGAAAGACCUGGGUUGAGGCAUUAAUGAUUAUUUAGAUGGUCAGUGAUGGAGUCAGUUUGAAAGCUAAUAAAAACUCUCUCUCUGUUCUUCUAAUUGACCAAUUGAGAAGAGUCAGAGGUUUGGGUCAACCUCUGGUUGGACCGUUUGUGUAACCUGAAAGUCCAAACAAGUCUGGAAAGAUUAAUGUGAUCCUGUAUCAAGGGACCAGAAAAAGAACCUUGACCGUGAGGAAUGUGUAUGUUUCACACACACAGGGUUGUGUUGAUGCUACACAGUGAAAGCCGAUGUUUUAGAGGAGAGGAAUGGUGACUGUAGUAAAAUACAGGUAUCUGCAGGAAUUGUCUAAGGAGAAGAACAAGAGUAAAUUAUCUUUUUACUUUGCCUCAUCACUCAGUUCAUGUUCAGUCAGUUUCCCUCCUGCAGACAGCUGAAUGGGAUGUGCAGUUUAGAUACAUGGCCACCUGAGGGCAGUGUCUCCUUGUUUUUAACUGUACUGCAUUUAGAUUAGAGUGAAACAUCUCUGUAGAGAGAUUCUUUACGUCCCAGCCGACUGUCCUCAUGAGGGUCUGCAGGGUCCAGCGCCACCAUCAGGAUAAACACUGUCCUAUACGUGUGUGUUUUUAUUGUUCACACCAUGUACAGACAGGAGCUCAUUCUUGGUACAAAGUCUGAAGUACUGAGGUCAGACGUCACAUGACUUGAUAAUAACACACCUGUAACUUGUAUGUGGAUGUGAUCAGAGGUAUGUUUGUGUGUUCGUUUUGAUAGCUGACUCUCUGGCUGAAAACGGAGCCCUGAAGGUCAACGAGCACCUGCAGGUCAAAGGUCACCCCAAUGUCUAUGCAGUGGGUGACUGCGCUGAUGUUAAUGAGCCCAAGAUGGCUUACCAUGCCGGUCUACAUGCUGCCGUUGCCGUUGACAACAUCAGCAAAAGUCUGAGUGGUAAUCCCUUGACCCCAUACCACACAGGUAAACACACAGACACACCUGUUGGAUGUAAGACUUCCUGUGUUUACCUGAGGUCCUGCUUAUAUGAUGGUUGACUGAUGUUUUUUUUUUUUGUUUUUUUUUGGCAGGUAGUGUCACCAUGUUGCUGGCGAUGGGCCAUGAUGAUGGAGUGGGUCAGUUUAAUGGGUUCAAGUUGCCUCGUUUCAUAGUUACUCUUGGUAAGAGUCGAGAUCUGCUGUUGUGGAAGAGCUGGAGGGAGAUGAAGCAGAAACAGCCCUAACAGGACCAGGACUAGGCUCUCUCCCUCUGUCAGUUUCAGAUCAAGUCUAAAUAUAAACUGAAUAAUCCUCUCAGCUCAGCUUUGUUAUUCUCUUUUAUAAAUGUGUCAAACAAAAAAAUCUAACUCAUAUAAAUAUUUAUAGGUACUGUGAGGAGUUUCCAGCUGGUUGGGAAAUGGUCUAAAACUGAUAGCAAUCCCUCUUUAUAACCUUCAAAAGCAAACGAAACCAUCAGCAACAAGUCUCAUAGUUUCUUAGUUAUCAUUUUUAAUGCCCAAAAUCACUGUGAAUGGAAGGGGGGACACCAGAUAAUUGACAGCAGGCCAAAGAAAAGGCCUUUUUUUAAAUAUCUUUUCAUGACAAAUACAGUAAUUAUUUUCACUGCAAAAGGACACUAUCAACAUUUAACGAAUUCCAUCCUGCUGACAGGGGCGAUGAGUGCAGUGAUUUUCCAAUGAUAGUCCUUCACUGCUGUGUUUUUCACCUGUGCCAUCUCUUGGUUGUUCUUUUACUUCCUGUAAACUCUUGGUGCUGAUUCUCAGGAUGAUCUGCUGAUUGGGGAAUUCCAAUAGAGAGUAGUUUUUCUCCUCCUACCAUCACCUGAGCUUCAUAAGUCGCUAAUCCUAACUUUAACCACUCCAAAAGGCUGUUUCACUGCCGUUUACCAUCACUAAGGAAUAUAUCCACACAGCAGACAUGUCGAAGCCUGUAUUUGGUGUGUCAUGGACGUCAUAGCAUGUCCAUAAUUAAUGCUUUAACAUCACAGCCAUAAACAUCAGCUGGAGUGUUUGUCUCUGAGUAAGUGACUUAUUAACCAUAGCCUCUGAUAGUACAAUGCUAACAUUGUGCAUACUUAGUUCAGAUCUCAACAUUUAAGUUAUCAGUUAUUUACUCUAUUAAACAGUUAGCUGACUUUAUAGAGGUAACUGUGGCAAUAAGUUUUAAGAUAAUUAUGAUAUAGUCUUAUAUACAUGUACAACCUGUUUCUGUGUCAAACUUUGUGCAGAUGUAUUUUUGACUGAACCUUUUUUUUGAUUUUACAAUAAUGCAGUGUGAAAAAAACUCCCAAUAAAGUAGAUGAAGUAGAAAUGUAUAAAGAACAUCUUUAUUAUAUUUUUUUCAAGCAAUAAAAAUAUAUAUUGACCUGA
This is a messenger RNA of Xyrichtys novacula (pearly razorfish), 13488 nucleotides long. The record is from the annotation of a GenBank genome assembly. Lineage: Eukaryota; Metazoa; Chordata; Actinopteri; Labriformes; Labridae.